Mesocestoides corti is the source of this 1005-nucleotide messenger RNA. The record is from the annotation of a GenBank genome assembly. Lineage: Eukaryota; Metazoa; Platyhelminthes; Cestoda; Cyclophyllidea; Mesocestoididae.
AUGACAACAGCGGCGGCAGUGGAAUCUGCUGCCGACUUUUACUCCAAGUUCAAUACACCGGCGGCUGGAUGGGUGGCCAUAAUCAUCUGUUCUGUGUGCUUCGGCACAAAUCUUAUACCCGUCAAGAAAUUCGACAUGGGUGAUGGAGCGGCUUUUCAAUGGCUCAUGUGCACCGGUAUUCUGCUGGUCGGCAUCAUUGUAGUGCCGCAAUUUUAUCCCCUGGCAAUGGUUGGUGGGGCUUUGUGGGCCACAGGAAAUUCCCUGACGGUGAUCAUCAUCGAGGCGAUUGGACUGAGCCUUGGCAUCCUCAUUUGGUCGAUUGCCAACAUGCUGUUCGGUUUUACUACGAGCAGGUACGAAUUUGGCGUUUUCGGAAUCCCUCCCAAAAUCCCCUCAAAGCCAUCUAUGAACUACGUCGGCGUGGCUAUCGCAGAUGCUGAAAGCGGAGCGGUCGAAUCCAACGAAGCACCGCAACACCAACGACAGGGGAAAUGCUGUGGCCUUGGACUGGUGCCAAUAAGCCAAAUGCCGUCCGGUGUUAGAAGAGCUUUAGGAAUCAUCCUCGCCGUGAUUGCAGGAUCGUUCUAUGGCAACACAUUUGUUCCCACAAUCUACAUUCAAAAAUGCGUUGAAGGAGCUAGCCAAGCAGGCCUCGAUUACGUCUUUGCUAACUUUGUCGGGAUCUGGCUUGCCUCGACAGUAAUCUUCAUCAUCUACGGUCUGGGCAAGAGGAACAAGCCGUGGCUCCCAGCCAAGGAGGCCAUCCUGCCUGCCCUGUCCAGCGGAGUGCUCUGGGGUCUGGCCCAGUCGGCAUGGUUUAUCGCCAACGCUGCCCUGGGUGAACCCAUCACCUUCCCCGUCGUCACAACUUGCCCAGCUGUCAUCGCUACUCUUGUUGGAGUUCUGGUUUUCAGAGAAAUACGGGGCAAGAGAAAUUACAUCAUUCUGUCCGUGGCUAUCUGCGUCACAAUCACCGGGGUCAUCAUCAACGCUCUUUCGCUCUAA